CGUCUCCAUUUUGAAGAUUCACCAAGUUGGCGAGAUUAGGUCGAAUUUUGAGGCAAAAUGCAGUAUUUACGGCGAGAUAAGAAGGACGAGGAAGAUGGUUCGCAGUCGAACCCGUUUCAAAAUCUUGACAAGAGUGCCGUUCUCCAAGAGGCUCGCACAUUUAACGAAACCCCGAUAAAUCCGCGAAAAUGUAUUCACAUUCUGACGAAGAUUCUGUAUGUACUGAACCAGGGGCAACAUCUUGGUACAACAGAAGCUACAGAGGCAUUCUUUGCAAUGACAAAGCUGUUUCAAUCAAAAGAUGUAAUGCUUCGAAGAAUGGUGUACUUGGCUAUAAAAGAAUUAGCAAAUAUAGCCGAGGACGUGAUCAUUGUGACCAGCAGUCUGACGAAGGACAUGACAGGAAAGGAAGACAUGUAUCGUGCUAGUGCUAUCAGAGCCCUUUGUAAAAUCACAGAUAGCACCAUGCUGCAGGGAAUUGAACGAUAUUUGAAGCAAGCAAUUGUAGAUAAAAAUGCUAGUGUGUCUAGUGCAUCUUUGGUUUCUGCAUUGCACCUUAUGAAGCCAAACUAUGAUGUGGUGAAGCGCUGGGUAAAUGAAGCGCAAGAGGCAGUGUCAAGUGAUAAUACCAUGGUGCAGUACCACGCCUUGGGUCUUUUGUACCAUGUGAAGAAGACUGAUAGACUGGCUGUCUCUAAACUUAUCUUCAAGUACAUCAAACAGUCAUUGAGAUCUCCUUAUGCAGUCUGUAUGCUGAUUCGCAUUGCUUCCAAGUAUCUUGAUGAAGAACCAGAAGUUGUUGAUACACCUGUCUAUGAUUUUCUUGAGAGUUGCCUGAGGCACAAGAGUGAGAUGGUGAUCUAUGAAGCUGCUCGUGCUCUUGUAAACCUGAAAAAUCUGAAAUCCAGAGAUCUAUGUCCAGCAAUUUCAGUUCUACAGCUGUUCCUGAGCUCACCACGCCCAACCCUGAGGUUUGCGGCAGUGCGCACUUUGAAUAAGGUGGCCAUGACCCAACCUAUGUCCGUCACAACCUGCAACUUGGAUCUUGAAAACCUUAUUACUGAUGUUAAUCGCAGCAUUGCUACGCUGGCUAUCACCACCCUGCUGAAGACUGGAAAUGAGGGAAGCGUUGAUCGCUUAAUGAAGCAGAUCUCCUCUUUUAUGUCAGAGAUCUCAGAUGAAUUCAAGAUUGUUGUUGUUGAUGCUAUCAGGUCCCUGUGCCUCAAGUUCCCCAGAAAGCAUCACGUGAUGAUGAACUUCCUUUCAUCCAUGCUCAGAGAUGAGGGAGGGUUUGACUACAAGAAAGCCAUUGUGGACACAAUCAUCACCAUCAUCGAAGAGAAUUCUGAUGCUAAGGAAGCUGGACUUGGUCAUCUGUGUGAGUUCAUUGAAGACUGCGAACACACGGUCCUUGCCACAAGAAUCCUGCAUCUCUUGGGGCGUGAAGGACCGCGCAGCCAGAAUCCUUCAAAAUACAUCCGCUUCAUUUAUAACCGAGUCAUCUUAGAGAAUGCUGCCGUAAGAGCUGCGGCUGUGACAUCUCUUGCCAAAUUUGGAGCUCACUGUGACAGCUUGUGUUCAAGCAUGUUGGUCCUUCUGUCUAGAUGUCUUUUGGAUACCGACGAUGAAGUGAGAGACAGGGCGACAUUUUAUGUAAAUGUUUUGAAGGAGAAAGAGAAGGCCUUGUCAUCAGGCUACAUCUUGAACGGCCUCCAAGUGUCCAUUGUUGGAUUGGAGAGAGCCCUGCAUGCUUAUGUCAAAGACUCCUCACAGACUGCGCCAUUUGAUCUCAAGACUGUUCCCUUGGCAACCACGCCCAUGCAAGAUCAGGUCGUAAAACCUGGAAAAGCUGCAAUCGAGACGCCUUCUGCUCCAACCAAAGCUGCGGCACCCGUGGCAGUCACCAGACAGGACGUGUAUGCUGAACAACUGGCUGCUAUCCCUCAGUUUUCCAGGCUUGGUCCAUUGUUCAGGUCCUCGCCGAAACCUGUAGAACUGACUGAAUCUGAGACAGAAUACGUUGUAAACUGUGUCAAACACGUCUUCAAGGAUCACAUCGUCUUUCAGUUUGACUGCACAAAUACACUGAAUGACCAGAUCCUGGAGAAUGUCCAGGUGGAAAUGGAGCCGAGUGAUGGCGAGUUUGAAGUGGUGACCUACGUACCACGUCCGUCGCUUCCUUACAACUCACCUGGGACAACCUACACACUGGUUAAACUCCCUGAAGAUGCUUCAUCAGUAACUUGCACAUUUACAAACACACUGAAAUUUGUGGUUAAAGACUGCGAUCCAAGCACGGGUGAACCAGAUGAAGAAGGCUACGAAGACGAAUAUGUGCUUGAAGACAUUGAUGUGCUCGUGGCAGAUCACGUACAGCGCGUGCACAAGACAAACUUCCUGGCCUCCUGGGAUGAGAUUGGUGACGAGUGUGAAAUGCAAGACACUUAUGCUCUGACUCAGAUGACCAGUUUGGAAGAAGCUGUCAAACAGAUUAUCGACUACCUCGGCAUGCAGCCAUGUGAACGUUCCGAUAAGGUCAAUUCGGAAAAGAAUUCUCACGCCCUGCUAUUAGCGGGGGUGUUCCGAGGCGGUCACGACGUCUUGGUCCGAGCCCGACUGGCUUUCGACCAUGGAGUGACUAUGAACAUAACUGUUCGUAGUGACGAUCCUGUAGUUAGCGAGGUGGUGUUGUCAGCCGUGGGAUAAAAUAUUUUCUGGUCGUUUGGUUCAGGCUGAUUUGACAGUGAAUUCAGACAUAAUGUGUACUAAGCGUUGUAAUUAACAGUCUUAGAACCAGCUAAAGGUUUUCGUAGUAAGAAGUCAAAGAUUUUUUGAAGAUUUCCGAAAAAUUAACGGAUUGUUUUCUUUUAUGAUGCAGGGAGAGAUAUCGGGUGUCAAGGAUUUUUUUCCGGUCUGAAUUUUUUUUUUUUUUUUUCGGUCUGAAUUUUUUUUUUUUUUUUUUGAUGCUACAAAUUGCAGUAGGGGGUGGUCUGAAAGCUCUGAACACCUCGGUAAAUCCUUUAAUUCCCACAAGUGACCAAGACAGAAUUUCUCCUUACAGCAUCAGUACAAUAUCAAGCAGGCAAGUGACGAGAAUAUGGAAAA
Messenger RNA from Stylophora pistillata, 3105 nucleotides. RefSeq names its product coatomer subunit gamma-2. Gene Ontology annotation, molecular function: structural molecule activity. NCBI's taxonomy places the organism in Eukaryota, Metazoa, Cnidaria, Anthozoa, Scleractinia, Pocilloporidae. Gene Ontology annotation, biological process: organelle transport along microtubule; protein secretion; intracellular protein transport. Gene Ontology annotation, cellular component: COPI vesicle coat; Golgi membrane; endoplasmic reticulum. The record is from RefSeq and is a predicted model, not a curated record.